AGACAGAUGUUUUCAUUUGUAUUUUUUUCAGCGGAGUAUUGAACUUGAGUAGUUGUAAUGUGACUGGAUUGAAGGCCUUUGAUCUGAAAGUCAAUUUUAUUGUUUUUGGCAUGCUACCUACCGACCUCAAUUUCUACUUGAAAAGCUUUGAAAUAGAUACUGAUUAUGUUAUGAACAUGCCCUUAUUUAAUAUGAAAUGGUUGGCGUUAUUCGGACUAGGAAAUUUCCAUUUAUCUUUAUCUGAUUUGAGUAUGAACGCUUCAGUUUCCAUCGAUCUACAAAAUCCACUCAACAAACUGAAGAUAAACUUAGGUGGUGCGCAGUUGGGCAUUACGGGGUUCCUAGACGAUCCAGAUUACAAUAAUGAACUUUCUGAAGAACUUUCAGAAAGCAUUCCACUGAUAGUCAACAGUGAGGGAUUUUCUUCUCUAGUUGAGAAGACUUUAAAUGGUAUUGUUGCAAGCAUAUUCAAAAAGAAAAAUGAUACUACGGUGUCCGUUCCAGAGAUUGACAGUGCUGCUGAGAGAGGACUAUUUGUCGUCGACAUACUGAAUGCCUUAAGAAUAUGGGUAGAAGAUUCAUUUGAAUAUGCAAACACACAGGAAACAUAGAAAACAAUUUCCCUCUUUGAUUGUUAUUAAUAAUACUGGGUAACUAUAGAGAAAUGUUUCAAUCAAAAUCAAAUAAAUAAUUACUCAAGUUUUGAAUGUC
Leptinotarsa decemlineata (Colorado potato beetle) is the source of this 711-nucleotide messenger RNA. RefSeq lists its product as uncharacterized. The record is from RefSeq and is a predicted model, not a curated record. Lineage: Eukaryota; Metazoa; Arthropoda; Insecta; Coleoptera; Chrysomelidae.